Messenger RNA from Gadus macrocephalus (Pacific cod), 1809 nucleotides. RefSeq names its product regulator of G protein signaling 18 (gene rgs18). Bases 162 to 806 code for a protein of 214 amino acids. The record is from RefSeq and is a predicted model, not a curated record. The transcript has 6 exons. Lineage: Eukaryota; Metazoa; Chordata; Actinopteri; Gadiformes; Gadidae.
AAGCAGGCAGAACACCCACACCUUUUAGAGAGCUAGAAUGAGCAGUGGUCCAAAGUGUGGCACUGGGAGUUCAAUACAAAACCAUCAAAACACAAGCGUGUAGCGGGUCAAAACUAAGACACGACGGGCUAAUUGGAAAGGAGGAAGCACUGUGCGACAACAUGCUCCGUCCACAGGACCAUCACACGUCUACCAUGAAGGAGCUGGACGCCACCAGGCUGAAGGACAAGGAGCACCGGAGCCGUCUGAGUCUGUUCCUGACUAAGUCAGGCUCCCACGAGAACGUCAGCCGCAAUAAGAAGACACUUGCAGCGCCCAAAAAUAUCUCCGUGGAGACAGCUCUGAGAUGGAGCCAGUCGUUUGAGGAGCUGCUCAGCUGCUCAGACGGUGUGGAAACCUUCUCUCAGUUCCUCCGGACAGAAUUCAGCGAGGAGAACAUUGAGUUCUGGCUGGCCUGUGAAGAUUACAAGACUGUGGACUCAGAUACCAAACGACUCUCUAGAGCCAAGCAGAUUUAUACCAUCUUCAUCCAAUCAGAGGCCCCUAAAGAGGUCAACAUCGACCACGCCACCAGGACGGCCAUCCAGAGCGCCAUGACCCAGCCCACGCAGCACUGCUUCCAGGCUGCCCAGCGCACCGUGUUCAGCCUGAUGAAGAAGGACUGCUACCCCCGGUUCCUGACUUCCGCCCUCUACCUCCGCCUCAGCCACAAGUCGGCACCGGGCGGGGCCGUCAUGCUCCGCAGGCGCUCGCGCUCCUGCGUCUUCGCCGACCGAGCCGAGGCAGAGGCGGCGUCGGCCUGGUGACGGCCGCGGGUGGCACGCCGAGCGGCCAGGGUGGGAGGCGGUGCCGGCCUGGUGACGGCCAGUGGGCAGGACGCAGAGCGGCCCAGAGGAACACAUUAGGACCCACGCUCACAUGCACACCUGGGUUUAAUUAAGGCUGAAUGGCUGAGUUAUUAUGUUCAUACCGGUGAUGGCCCAUAGUGCAUAAUCAUUAAUGUUAUACAUACUGUAUAUAGUGUUCCUGUUUGACAUUGAGGACACCAAAGUACAUCAAAAGACCAUCAGGUUAACUUGAUGUCUGAAAUGCAUUUCCCGUGCCUACGGCAAUUUACUAAUGAAAUAAUUUUGUUAACAUGACAGUUAAGGAUUCAGCUGGCCUUUAUCAGAUAAAGAUUGGUUAGUGUGCAUGUCAACGUGCUGUCAGCAGUGAAGCCCUCUGACAUAUUUCUUCCUUAGAAGUGUCUCAAAAAUAUUCACAUGAAAGAUUAACUUUUGUCAACCAUCUCCCUCGAAAACAAAUUUUAUUUUUGGCGAGAGGCACAGCAAAUUUAGUGGAGGUCAUCUUAGGUUUGUUAGCCCAGCUCCAAGCAAGCCUAAGAACCAGCCGAUGCUUGGAUUCAAACAGUGGUUAUACUUCAAGUGCUUUGUCUCUUAAUACAACAGCAUAAUGCCACAGGGGGAACAUUAAUCACGUUAAUAUGCAUCCCUUCAACUUAAUGUGACUUGGAGCCAAUUAAGAUAAUUUUUCUUUCUCACCUCAACUGGCAAUCCUCUGCUCUCAUGUUGCACUAAGAGGGAAGGAUGUAUUUACUAUUCAUUAAAAUAUCCCGCAGCGGUGACAGAGAACCAUAUUUCAUGGUUUUAUACUCAUACUAAACGUAUUUAAUUUCCACCGCAUGAAUUUCGUUUAUUAAAAAUAUUUUGGAUGAUCAUAUAUGUGGACUUGCUUUAAGUAAAAUGUAAAUUAUUAAAUAACCUGUUGAGUAAUUAUACAAAGAAGAAAUAAAUGUGCAUUUUAAAGACA